This is a messenger RNA of Zasmidium cellare ATCC 36951, 837 nucleotides long. RefSeq lists its product as uncharacterized. The record is from RefSeq and is a predicted model, not a curated record. Gene Ontology annotation, molecular function: glutathione transferase activity. The transcript has a single exon. The coding region runs from base 1 to 837 and encodes 278 amino acids. Lineage: Eukaryota; Fungi; Ascomycota; Dothideomycetes; Mycosphaerellales; Mycosphaerellaceae. Gene Ontology annotation, cellular component: cytoplasm.
AUGUCCACCAACGGAGCCAGCAACGGCUUUCAAAAGCAGGAACUGGAUCCCAACCAAGGCGGCGACCCGAACAAGAAGACGUAUAAUAAACAGGCUACCGGCGAAGCUUUGAAGACCGCUCAAUCACGUUCUGCCGAACACGAUCUGAAGCUUUACGGAAGCUGCUUUUGCCCCUUUGUUCACCGAGUCUGGAUAUCGCUGGAACUGAAAGGUCUGGACUACCAGUAUGUCGAAGUUGAUGUGUAUCGAAAACCCAAGCUAUUGCUGGACAUCAACCCCCGUGGUCUUGUCCCUGCCUUGCGACAUGGAGACUGGGGAUGCUACGAAAGCACGGUACUGAUGGAAUACCUCGAAGACCUUCAGCAAGGUCGAGCACUUCUACCGCGCGAUCCCAAGUUGCGCGCCUCUUCACGACUAUGGAGUGAUCACAUCAAUCGUCACAUUAUCCCUGCCUUCUACCGAUACUUACAAGCUCAAGAAGCAGACGACCAGGUCAAGUUCGCUGGCGAGCUUAAAGGCCACAUUUCGAAAGCUGUCGAUGCAGCCGAUUCGGAGGGUCCAUUCUUCUUAGGCAAGGACAUGACCUUCGUGGAUGUGCAACUUGCACCGUGGAUUGUACGGUUGGAGAAGGUUCUCAAGCCAUAUCGAGGUUGGCCAGACCCAGAGCCAGGCAGUCGAUGGGAGAAAUGGGUACGCGCAGUUGAGGGAAGCGAAGCGGUGAAGAAAACGACGAGCGAUGACCAGCUCUAUCUGGAUUCCUAUGAACGUUAUGCCGAGAACCGCCCUAAUACCUCCCAAGUACGAGAAGCCAUCAACUCUGGUGGAGGUCUUCCUUGA